AUGGUAUCAAUACAGUUGUUGGCAGUUCUCGUAUCUUUUAUGAUACUUGAUGCUCGCUUUUCUUUAUAUUAUUCUAAUAGUGAAUGGGAAUCAAAAUCUACAUUCGAUUGUUUAUAUGCUUAUAUUUUUGAUUAUGCUAUUGAUGAAAAUGUACGUCAAACAGCGAAUUUGAAUUUAAUUCCUUAUUGUCAACGAUUUGAUCACAGCGUAGAACAACAACAGUUGUCCGUCAGUUUGUAUACAAACGUAAAAAAUAAUAUUACUUUUGCUGAAUUGUAUCGAAAAGGUGUGACAAGUGAACAACUACUCGAUUGGUCAGCAUCAAUUGAUGUUGCAGAACGAUACGAAAAAAAUGGUGAAAAUUCAAAUGAAAUAUUUCACAAUUGUUCAUUUCCUUGGUUUGGUUCUACAUGCCAAUAUCGAUUAGUAAAUGGUACAUCAUCUACAUUUACUGAUGUUGUUCAAUUUAAUUUCGAAAAACGUUUUAUGACACGGUCAACGAUAAAUUUGAAUACUAGUAUAUGCUAUCCAUUUUUAACUGACUGUUAUCGUGGUCCAUCACCAAUGUGUCUUGAAUGGCGUGAAAUUUGUGAUGGUAUUGUUGAUUGUAUACAUGGAGAAGAUGAACAGUUAUGUCAAAUAUUAGAAGUAAAUGAAUGUCAUGAUAAUGAAUAUCGAUGUCAUUUCGGUGGACAAUGCAUCCCGUCUACAUUUGUUCGUGACGGAACGAAUAAUAUAGAUUGUCUUGAUGGCAGUGAUGAAAUAGAUCUAAUUGAGACACCCUUUUCCUAUGAAAAAACUCGUUGCUAUUCUAGCCCGACAUUUCGAUGUGAGGAAUAUAGAAGUCGACGUCCUCUCAAUUUUCCAUGUGGUGAUGGUGACAUUUGCCACCAUUUGAUACCUCAAUGGGGAGUUUGGUGUAUUAAUCUUCGAGAUAGAAAAAUGACUUCAGCUAUGUUUAGUUCACUAGAUUAUAUUUCGAACUUAAAUUGUAGACAAAUACUCAGCUGUUUACUUCGUCUUUAUCUAUUUGAUGAUAUGUUUCCGGAACAAAGCCGUGAUCUUUGUCAAAAAAUUGUCAAUCAUUGCUCAUUGAAAUGGCUUGUUUGGCCUGAAUAUCCUAUCCUAUAUGGUUUCUUUCAAUUUGUUUACUUAAAUAAUCAAUCAAUUCCUGUCUUCGAGAAAAAUAUCAUGCCUGAUUAUCUUUGUUUCAAUGCAAGUUACUGUCCUGCAUUGAUAUUCUGUACAGAAGAUAUUGGAAUAAAUAAUGGAUUCAAUUGUUGUCGAACUAAUAGUUUAAAAAAUGACACAGUUUGGCGAUGGGAUGAAAAUUUUUAUAUCAUUUUCAAAGAUCUCAUUUUACAAUGUUUGACAAUGGGCACAGAUCAAGCAUGUUCGCAUCCUUCUUUAUUUCACUGUUCACGUUCGUCGAAAUGUAUUUCAAAACAUCGACUAAAUGAUGGUGAAAAUGACUGUUAUUUUGCUGAAGAUGAAUUAUAUUCUGCUUGCCAACUGAAUGAUUCAUGGCGGUUCACUUGUGAAUCAGAAACAAAUAAAUGUUUAUCGAUUAUCGCUGUCGAAAAUGGAAAACAAGAUUGUUGCAAUGGUGAAGAUGAAUGGAACGAAUAUCAACAUCAGCUUUUCAAAGGAAACAUUCCAUUUGGACUCUUUUGUAAUGGUAAGAAUGAUUUGAAAUGGACAGAUAUAUCUAAUGAAACCGAUGAAACUCAUUGUGAAUGGUGGCCAUGUAAUAAUCCAUAUGUUCAAUGUGAUCAUUUUUGGCAUUGUCUAAAUGGUAUUGAUGAACUCAAUUGUCCUGAAACAGAAUGUACAUUUAAUGAACACUUGUGUAGAAGUCGAAUCCAUGAUGAGGAUUAUUGCAUACCGAUAUUCCAUCUAACGGAACAAUAUUCAUAUUGGAAUACUUUUCUUGUCUCUCGUAGAAUCUAUCUUUAUAAUGAUUCUUAUAAAGAUUCUAUCAAUUAUUUCCAAUGGAAUGAAACAAAAUGUAUCACUUCAGCACAUAUCUCUCUCUAUCAACCGUUAUUACCAAUGGCACAUGAAGAUGUUUGUUUAAUACAAACUAAAAUGCCACGUGCUUUUCAAAUAGCAACUGUCGUUAUGAAAGCCAUUAGUCACGAUUUCUUGUGCAUGCUAGUAGGAGACAAUUCGUGGAUACCAGAACCGAAAACAUAUCUAAGAACUUCUCGAUUGGGCUAUUUUCCAUCAGCUCUUUCUAGUGUCGAUGUUCGACAAGCUGCUCAACUUGAUAGAAAAACAGUUAUUAGUUCGCCAUCGAUUCAAGACGUGUGGUAUUGUAAUCGAGGAAUAGCUAUGCUAUUCGAAACCAAUAAAACUCUUAAAUGUCUUUGUCCUCCGACUUACUUUGGUGAUCGAUGUCAAUGGCAAAAUCAACGUAUUAGUUUAACAUUUCAAUUAGUAUACCAUACUACUAAAUUUGGGAUAUCCGUAUUUCAAGUCAUUAUCAUGCUUAUUGAUGAACAAAGACAAAUAACAUCUUAUCAUGAGCAAAUCACAUAUGUACCCAAACGUGAUUGCGGAACAAAGUUUAAUAUCUACUUACUUUAUCCUUAUCAACCGAAAAAUUCUUCGACUAAUUAUUCAAUACACAUCGAUGUUUUUGAUAAAAUUACAUUAACAUAUUGGGCAAGUUGGCAUCUAUCAAUUCCCUUUCAGUUUCUCCCAGUAAAUCGAAUAGCUACUCGAUUGUUCAUUCCAAAUAUACAACAAUUAAAAUCGUGUCCAUUGUCUUGUGGAACUCAUGGUAGAUGCAUACGAUAUAUAAAUAAAAAUUUCUUAUAUUUUUGUCAAUGUGAUCAAGGUUAUUCGGGUUUACAAUGUGAUAUUCAACAAAAUUGUUCUUGUUCAUCAGAUUCAUUUUGUCAUACUCCAUCUAUUUGUAUUUGUCCGUUACACAAAUAUGGUCCACAUUGUUAUUUAAAACAUUCAAUUUGUCAAUCAUCGAAUAAUAUAUGUGUAAAUGAUGGACUAUGCAUGCCUAAUGAUGAUCGUAGUGAUAGUAACAAAUCUACAUGUCUAUCAGAGACUGACGGGAUGCGGGACCAAUCCUGUCCCGUCCCGUCCCGUCUCGUCCCGGGACGGGACGGGAGAAGAAAAAAAUAA
This is a messenger RNA of Rotaria sp. Silwood2, 3144 nucleotides long. The record is from the annotation of a GenBank genome assembly. NCBI's taxonomy places the organism in Eukaryota, Metazoa, Rotifera, Eurotatoria, Philodinida, Philodinidae.